Messenger RNA from Leishmania braziliensis MHOM/BR/75/M2904, 468 nucleotides. RefSeq names its product putative ubiquitin-conjugating enzyme e2. The record is from RefSeq and is a predicted model, not a curated record. The transcript has a single exon. Lineage: Eukaryota; Euglenozoa; Kinetoplastea; Trypanosomatida; Trypanosomatidae. The coding region runs from base 1 to 468 and encodes 155 amino acids.
AUGCAAGGCGGCGGCAACAACAGUGGGGCAGCGGCGCGGCUGCAAAAGGAGCUCGUUGAGGUGAUGAUGAGCGAUGCCGAGGGCAUCUCCGCCUACCCAGAGGACGACAACCUCUUUCGCUGGAUCGGUAGCGUCAAGGGCGUGCCAAACACACCGUACGAGGAACUCGAGUACAACUUGCUGCUUGUUUUUCCGCCCAACUACCCGUACGAAGCGCCCACCGUGACGUUCAUGACACCAUGUUUCCACCCGAACGUAGACACGCGUGGGGCCAUCUGCCUCGACAUUCUCAAGGAGAAGUGGUCCGCCGUCUACUCGGUGAGCUCCAUCUUGCUUUCCAUCCAGAACCUUCUCAACAACCCUAACAACGAGUCACCGCUGAACAACCAUGCGGCGCAGCUCUGGCACGACAGGGAGCAGUUUACCAUCGCUGUGCGGACCACUCACGGUGGAGCGCCGGGAUCUUAG